Molecule: messenger RNA, 425 nt
Organism: Telopea speciosissima
Lineage: Eukaryota; Viridiplantae; Streptophyta; Magnoliopsida; Proteales; Proteaceae
Product: 30S ribosomal protein S31, mitochondrial-like
Exons: 2
Coding region: 22-276 (84 amino acids)
Biological process (GO): plastid translation
Cellular component (GO): plastid; ribosome
Source: RefSeq, a predicted model, not a curated record
ACUUUGAAGAAGCGAAGAAAAAUGGCGAUGGUGCAGUUGUGCGGCGCAGUAGUGAGAAGGGUUAUGGCAAAGGGGCAAGCUGCGGUGCCGGCAGCAGCAGCGUCGUCGCUGCCAGUGCUGUGUGGUCGAGGGGACAAGAAGACGAAGAGAGGGAAGCGGUUUAAGGGUUCGUAUGGCAACGCAAGACCCAAGAAAGAGAAAAUGAUCGAGAGGAUCAAGGACAAGGUCGAGGUUCCCAGGUCCACUCCUUGGCCUCUUCCUUUCAAGCUCAUCUAAUAUUUUUCAAUUUCGCCACUGUAUCUCUCUAGUUUGUGGGUCCUCUAUCUCUGAUCUCUGUUUCUGGGGUUGGAAUUUUUGUUUCAAUGCGCAUGAGCAGAAUCGUAUAACUGUAAAUUUUCUUUUUAUGAUGAGUUUGGUAUUUUCCA